Bemisia tabaci is the source of this 6276-nucleotide messenger RNA. RefSeq names its product Sirtuin 1 (gene Sirt1). Gene Ontology annotation, biological process: negative regulation of DNA-templated transcription. Gene Ontology annotation, cellular component: nuclear inner membrane; nucleoplasm; nucleus. Gene Ontology annotation, molecular function: p53 binding; transcription corepressor activity; NAD+ binding. Lineage: Eukaryota; Metazoa; Arthropoda; Insecta; Hemiptera; Aleyrodidae. The record is from RefSeq and is a predicted model, not a curated record.
GUAUGACCGACGAGAGAGGUUGUUGGCCAGUUUCCUGUAACGUCACUACGUAUUGUUGAGGAAUGGGGUCGAGUUCAGAAGAUCUUGAUUACUUGUCUCCUGCCAAAAGGAUUAAACUAGAAAAUAGUGAUGGUGACCAAAAUUUAGUUAGUGCACCCAACUUAGGGACUUGUGCUUCGUCUGCGUACACAUCAAAAGAGCCUGGAAACCAAAAUGGAGAUAGUGAUCCUUUUGUGGAGCUCAAAAACACCGUUGAAGAAGGGAAACCAUCUGGACAAAGUGAUCUCAACAAUGACAGGGUGGAGGAAGAGGAAGAAGCAUCGGAUGAUGACGAAGUCUCUUCAACAGUUAGUAACUGGUCAGAUAUAACAGGACUAUCUGAUAUUAGUGGACAAGAUUGGAAAUGUUUUGCCGGACCAAUGACUUGGAUUCAAAAUCAGAUAAUAAGUGGGGUUAAUCCACGUGACCUCUUGAAUGACAUCCUGGACGACGCAACCCAAGUGCCUCCUCAAGUUCCUGAUUUUACCCUAUGGAAGCUCUUGGCCAAUAUGAUGUGCUGUCCACCCAGACGGAAAAAAUUAGAGCAUAUCAACACCCUUGACGACGUAGUUAAUCUUAUCAAAACCUGCUCACGAAUCAUGGUGCUCACUGGUGCUGGGGUGUCAGUAUCUUGUGGAAUCCCAGAUUUUAGAAGCCACAACGGAAUCUAUUCUCGACUAGCUAUUGACUUCCCGAACCUGCCGGACCCUCAGGCCAUGUUUGAUAUAAAUUAUUUUCGCAAAGAUCCUCGCCCAUUCUUUAAAUUUGCUAGAGAAAUUUAUCCUGGACAGUUCAAGCCAUCUCCUUGCCACAGAUUUAUCAAAAUGUUAGAAAAUCGAGGAAAACUACUACGGAACUACACCCAGAACAUUGACACCCUUGAAAAAGUGGCAGGCAUCAACAAUAUUAUCGAAUGUCAUGGAUCGUUUUCAACAGCAUCUUGUAUGAAUCCAAACUGCAGUAAUAAAGUAACAUCUGAGGAUAUACGAGAAGAUGUCUUUGCGCAGAAUAUUCCAAUGUGUCAAGUUUGCAAAGACCCAUCAGGUGUUAUAAAACCAGAUAUUGUUUUCUUUGGAGAAGGCUUACCAGAAAGUUUUCACAGUGCAAUGGCCGAAGAUAAGAAUGUUUGUGAUCUUUUAAUUGUAAUUGGUUCCUCGUUGAAAGUUCGACCUGUUGCAUUAAUACCCAAUUCCCUGCCAAGUGGAGUGCCGCAAAUCUUGAUCAACAGAGAAAGAUUACCUCAUCUUACAUUUGAUGUAGAGCUUUUGGGCGAUGGAGAUGUUGUUGUAGAUACAAUUUGUAGAAUGCUUGGAGAAGAUUUUUCAGAAAUCUGUUGGAGGGAAACACCUUGCACAGCAGCAGAACGUUUGAACUCACCGAUCCUUUCUCUUCCGUUCCGAAGCGAAAAUGGAGCUGACUGCAGUGAAGGUGAAAUGUCCAUUGACUCGACGCGAGACAGUGGUCUUGGUGGCUCCAGUAGAGGUGAGCGACAGACUUCCAUUGAUAGCUGCAUGGAAGAAGAUUCUAUGGAUGGCAAACAGUUCGAACCAUUAGAACCGUGCAGCUCUACAAACCAAUCUGAAUCAGCCCCUUGUGCAGAUUGCCCUCCCAUCGACGAAGAUCUUAAGUGUUGUGAAUAUAUCAAUCGACUCCACCACACAGCCCGAAGGAAAAGCACAACGAGUCGUGAAGCCGGGACCAAGCACAUCUUGUUUGAUGAUAAUGUUCAAGAGACUCUGAUCAGCUGCGCAGAAAGCGACAGCAAGAAUAAACAAAGAGGCAUGCUCGUGGAUGAGCCAAGCAGUAGUUGUAGCAGUAAUCAAGUUCCUAGCUCAUUAGUUGUGCAGCGGCACAUGUCGCUGGACUCGACACGAGACAGCGGAAUCGGAGAUGGAAGCAACUCCUCCCACAGUGCAACGACAGAUCGCCACAUGUCGGUAGAUUCUCACUCGCCAGACACUGAACCCAUUAGCAACGAGAGCAGCUGGGAAAGGGAGAAGAUUAGCGUGGCUGCUCGUCUACCAGAGAACACAUAUUUCAUGUUGAAACAAGGCCGAUACAUUUUCCCGGGAGCUGAGGUCUAUUCUAACCCAAUGGAACGAAGCAAUAGCCGCUCCUCUCUCAGCAGUACUGAUAGUAACAAUAGUCAAUGUUCUCCUCCUAUUUAAAGGAACUAAUGUGAUAUUGCUAGGGAAGGCAGUCAAUCAUGGUUCAAAAUUUUCGUCUGGCAAAACAUGUUCAUAUUUUUUGUAAAAAAGUAUUCUAAGCUAAGGUAAGUAAUAAUCACCUGAUCAAUGGUUAUUGUCUUCAUUUUUAUUUAUUGUCUUGUUGUUGAUUAUUUUAGUUAGUAAAGAAAAAUUUUCUAAGUUGAAAAAAAGUAGGAAAAAAAAAUCCAAAAUAUUAUGAAAAGUAUUUGAAAUAAGUUGAAACAGUUGACAUUUUAGCCCAACUGAUCAAUUUAGAAGUUUAUUUUCUGGAGGAACGUCUCCAGGUACACUUGUUCAAGUUAAGAAACAAAGGUUUAAAAAACAGGAAAUUCAAAAAGAGCCCCUUAAUUUAUUAAUGUUGAUUUUGGAAUCAUGGAAUUCCAAAUUGCAGUUCCGCACCGAUAAAAAAUCAGCCUCCUCAAUCCCACUAACCUAGUAAGAAAUUCAAUUCUUGGAGUCGGAACUGGAGAAUUUUUUGAGUUGUGGAAAAGUGAAAGACACAUGAACUUCUGAAACUUCAAGUACCUAUGUUCAAAAUUUGUGUUUAUCCGAGGGUGUUUUUCAAUUCAUUUUAAGUAUCGUGAUAGGAAUUCUGUGAUUCAAAGAUUAUUAUUGACCCUUUACUUUCCUCUUUUGUUCGGUCCUAAAAUUUUGCAAGCAAAAUGAAGGGCUCACUUUGCAAGAUGGUUUUCAAUUGUACAGUCCUUGUUAAAAUCCUAAUUACUGUUCUCAUUGUCACAUUGUACAGAUUGUCCCUUCUUCUCGCAGGGUUGUAAAAUUUUUUGUGUAUAAUUCACGAUUGUUACUUUAAGUCGUGUAAAGAAAGCAGGAAAUCCCUUGCAGCCUGGCAACUAAGUCAAGUCUAAGUAUGUAUUUGCAAGCAACACUCUAAAGGAGCUUUUUUAGUUUUGUCACCUUAUCUUUUGCUAAGGCAUUGUUAUCAAACUAUUUUUUUUAAGUAGGAGCCAAGGCUUGGUCAUUUUGUUACAAUGACCAAGCUAAAGUGUUCUCAGUCACCUCAAAAACCUUGAAAAGUGAUGCAUUAAUAGAAUUUUUUAAUCUUUGUCAUUAGCUCAUUUUAGACACUUUCAUCAGGUAAGGGCUGGACACAUGUUCAAAGUGCAGCCUCAAAGUGGUGGCUGUUUAGCCAAGCUUUUGCCAUCAAUUACCGCAUCAAUGCGCAACACUUGACCAAACAGCCACCACUUUGAAGCUUCACUUUGAAGGUGUGUCCAGCCCUGUAUGUACCCGUGCUAGACAAUGUAUUAUUUUUUUUUUUUUUUUGGGGGGGGGGGCGCAAAAAUGAGGUUGUUUUGUCUCAAAUCUUUCUACCUAUUUUUUUUCACUUUAGUGUAGUUUCUUUAGAAAACUGAUUCACCUGAUCUUUCAGUGUCGUUUUCAUUCCAACAUUUUUUUUUUGGUUUAAGAUAAAACCAAACACAUACCAACACUAAUCUUUUUGUUGGAUGAAGGAUUAAGUUAACAAAAUCAGCCUUUAGACAUACAUUGGCUGUUCAAUGUAUUUUUCUUAAUUUUUGCACGGAUGUUCGCCAUUGGCCGGUAACCAAUAAUGGUAAAAAAUGCAAAGAAUAUCCUAAUAAUUUUUCCAAAUCUGGACGAGUGUUACUGAGAGCACUGAUAACUGUAAUCAGUAUCAUUGCAAGAUAAAGAUCACUAACACAAAUACUCUCUCAUCACUUUAGUCAAGUAGUAAUGAAUUUCAGAUUAUUGACCACAUUUUCAAAUAUCUUGUCUCUCUGAAAUCAACAACAUUAUUUCUUCCCUUGUAAUGAGAUUAGCAAGGUGUAAUUUUCUGAAACAAGAUGCGCGGACAAAAAUGCCAUCAUCUGAGUACACGCUGCGAGAUCUCAGAAAAGUGUACCAAAAAUAAAGUGUAUCAGUAAGCCAUUCUAAAAUCAUGUUCACUAUCGAAAUUGUGGCUGUAAAUUUCUUGCUAAACUCGCUAAUUUUAUGUUUUAAUGAAUAUGAAGGUCAGGUGAUAUCAGUUCUUUGAAUCAGUUAGUUGUUGCAAUCUUAUAGUUUGGCCGGACGAAAAAUGUCAGUCUCUAUAUUUUGUCUGUUGAAUAUUUCCUUUUUUAUUUUUAUUCUCUGUCGUCAUUAACACCAAAACUCUUAUGUCCGUUCAAUUAACAACCAAAUUCCUUUUUUAUCUGUCCUCUUUUUUAUGCUUUGUGUACAUUUUGAUGUAAGAUCAUGAAUUAGUUAGGUUUUCAAAUUUUUAUCGCUUUUUGGGUAGUCUGUAUUGUUUUAUCAUUUGAUUUUUAUUUUUUAUAUUUUUAACAGAAAGAAAUAAUUUAUUACUGUAACUAAGCUAGUUUUAAUAGAUAAAUGUUUAUAAAAGUAUUAUUUGUAUUGAAAGCUGUUUCUUUAGUUUUCUAAGCACAGUGAAAUCCUGCUUUGCUAAAAUCCCUACCCAGGCCAAAAUUUCUUCAAAACUUUUAUUCCUACAAAAUAUCCAUUUUUGUUUUGAUUUUUCUAGCUCUGCAAAAUACUGAUGCUGAAUCAGCCUCUGGUCAAAAAAAUAUUUGCUUGUUUCACAAUGAGAAUGGAGGGACCAUUUUCAAUCGAAGUUAAGCUCACUAUUAUUAUAAAGUUUUGCCUAGGCUUGGUGUUCUGGCAUAGUUUUACAGUGAAAGUAAUCUAAAGUUAAAAAAUGUCCUUCUAAGAAGGGAUUUUAGAAAGGCAGAAGUUUGCUGCAUUUAUAAUCCACCUUUUCUUCCCCAUUUCUCUCCACUUCAUGCAGGAUAGAAAGUUAGCAAUAGAUGAGAAUGAUUACUCAGGUCUACAAAAAAUAAUUUGUCUCCAUCCGAUUAAAAACUAAGACAUGCAUGUCUUGAAAUUGGUAUGUUUAAAUGUCAUACAUAUUCCAAAUCGAAAAUCCUCUCUCUUUAUUUUUGAUGUACCUUCCAAAAAUCAUUAAGAUUUUGAAAUUUGAUGUUCAUCUGCUAGAUGUCUCUCUCAUCAUUACAACUGCAAAAUAAUUGUACAGUUGAUGAUUAUGUUAAGUAGUGAAUCGUAUUUUUCUUUUGAGAAAAAAUAUGUAUAAUAAACUAAAAUAUAUGAUUCAAGAUAUUGUUAUCUUGGCUACGUAGUUCAUUAUUCGCAAUAUCUCAAAUUGUCUUCUAAUUAUCAGUAAAAUUACAAAUAAGUGAAAAAUUUCUCCUUUGAUUCUAGAUAAAUAAAUAAAUGAAUAAGUGAGUGAAUGAAAUACACUCACAGAAAAACACUGUUUUCCUGUCCUUCAGUGGACUGCUUUUCGUACUAAAAGCUUGGCUUUUUUUUGCACUAACUUUUUUGGCCAAGUAUUGCCUCCAUUGGACUUGGGCUUUGAUCAGUUUGUUCCUAACCCUCCAGAUUUUGGUCUUUCAGAAUUUGAUCCUGGAAAGUCUGAAGAAGGUGAAAUGUACGUGCCCCUAAACUUCCCUUAGACAAUGUCCCAUUGUUAGAAACAAUUUUUCAAUAUUUUCGACUUUGGAAAUUUUAGUGCUGCAAAAUCAUAAUUUUCAUAGUCUUCUAAUAUAUUGGUAGCUAUAUAGUCAUCCAUCUAUCUGUAAUCCCAACUCCUCUGUAAUGGAUGCAUUUAACACUUCACAGCUGUUGUAGCAUAUUUUAGAUGGUUUGAUUUGUUGUUAGGUAAACAUUAUUCAGGGCUGGAAUCUUGUUGGCAGCAAAUUAAGUCACUAUCUUCCAAAUCAAAUGACCCAUCUUGUAUAUAUAAUUUGAAAACAAAUAAAACUCAAUCUAUUAUCAAUUGAGUUUUUUAUGAGAACUCCGUCUGAAAAUCCCCAACAGUGCAGACUAUUGAUUCAUGAUUCGAUGAUAGAUCAAAAAAGCCGUCCAGAAUUGGGGCCACUUAUAAAAUGCACAACAACGCUCUAGAGUGGAGAGGAGUCUCAGAUCGCAUUACAGGUGUUUUAAUAAAACACCUGUAACACAGAGAAGGGGCUUUUUAGGACUGUCAAGUUACACUUGAAUGGAAGCAUAGCUUUGAUUUCUCGAAAAUCGAAAA